Molecule: messenger RNA, 537 nt
Organism: Tricharina praecox
Lineage: Eukaryota; Fungi; Ascomycota; Pezizomycetes; Pezizales; Pyronemataceae
Exons: 1
Molecular function (GO): nucleic acid binding; RNA-DNA hybrid ribonuclease activity
Source: RefSeq, a predicted model, not a curated record
CCAGACAUGCACCCAUCGGAUCUCUUCGAUCUCCGCUACAACCGGGGCUGCAUCCCGGGCCACAACACGUAUCCUGGGUUCCGUUUUGUGGGCAAGCUCGAUCCGAACCAGAUGCUCCUUUUUGUCGCCGGCGAUACUAAUCCCGAGGGCGACCGCACCGGCUCCGCCGUCGUCUUCAACAGCAUCUUCCGCGAGCCCCCGACCAAGUUCUCGUCUCCGGACAUUACCAAGGCGGAUCAUGACGUGCUUGUGCAGCGGGCAGUGCUCCGCGCCGCCACCAAGGCGCUAGGUAUGGUCCGCUGGGGCGGAGAGGGCUUCCACAGCGUCGUCAUAGCCACUGAUAACGAGUACAUCGUCAAGAGCAUCUACGAGCGGAUGCCGGUGUGGCAGACGGACGGCUUCAAAGACGAGAACGGCGUCAAUAUCGAGAACAAGCACUUUUGGAAAAGGCUGCUGCGCGGAAUGAGGAAACAGGAGGAGCUCGGUGUUCAGGUCCAGUAUUGGUUGAUUCCAAAGGAGUGGAACGAAGCGGUCCUG